AACCUCGGAAAGUAGCCAAUUCGGCAAACUGUUGAGACUCGAAUACACGUCCCACUAUUUAGAUUGAUAGAGUCGUGAUGUCGUGAAGGUGUUCAUCAGGGGGUAUAGAUGGUAGCAUUCCCUCCACCACUGUAUACAUGAAGGUGACUGUUGUGCCCGCCUGGUUUGAAGUGAUGGUAGCUUCAGAUCGUCCAGCCUCCGUGUACCACACCCCUCCUCCCUACUAUUGUGGUUGUUGAAUGACAAGAAAUUCGUGAAAACAGAUCGUCCUUGACCUCCACGAGAAAUCACUCUCAGUAUGUUCAACGAAUACCUCCGCAGACUGUGGGACAGGCCUGCUUCCAAGGCUAAGCUGUUGAUGUUUGUAGUUGUUGCUGGGGCGGUGAUGACCAUAUAUUGCUUAGUAUGGACAAUGACGUCAUCACAUGAUAUACGUACAGUUUCAGAUUCUAGCCAACCAGUGAGAAAAUCCCAACGGUUUUCGUUAUCUAAUCAGAUUAAUUCAGUACGACAGAGGAAGGCAUAUUUGGACAUUCAGUGUGACGCCAUGAUUGCUAGCGGUGCUAUGAAUAUGACGUUAAACGUUUCCAGAUUAUCUAACGUCAUCGUGGACGAUAAAUAUCGAGUUAUGUACUGUUACGUUCCCAAGGUCGGAUGCUCCAACUGGAAAAGAAUCUUCUUACAUAUGACGGGAAUGUUUAACAAAACAAGGAAAGGUCCAGAGGAUAUUGAACACAAUGAAGUUCAUUUUAAAUAUGUUAAACGUCUUCGUAUCUUGUCGGGUUAUUCCAUUUCCGGUAUUUAUCAUCGAUUACGGAACUACCGGAAGUUCAUGUUUGUUCGUGAACCAAUGGAAAGACUGCUUUCGGCAUAUCGCGAUAAAUUUGCGGGAGUUGGUUUCGAGGACAAAACUUUCCAGAAGAUAGCUAAGGAGAUUUUGAAACGCUUUUACCCGGAUUCUCCAAUAAAGGAAAAUGUUAAAAAAGGUGAUGUCACAUUUCUAGAUUUUGUGAAAUAUUUGGUACACGGAAAGACUUUUUACGAUGACAGUUUUGAGUAUAACGAACAUUGGGAGAGACAAAGCAGGCUUUGUUAUCCGUGUCAAGUGAACUAUGGAUUUAUUGGUAAAUAUACUACACUUGAGGAGGAUGCUAAUUAUAUUCUUAAACAUACCGGUCUUUCCAAGUAUACAUUUCCAAAGAGGUCGGUCUUCUAUAACGCCUCAAAAACAAACGAUAAACUCGGAAAUUAUUUUUCGGAAAUACCAAGUUUUUACCGAAAACGUUUACAGAAACUGUAUAAGACUGAUUAUCAGCUGUUUGGUUAUAAGUUCCCUUUAGAUUUAUGACAGUUUACACGAACUAAAUACCAUAGUUAUAAUCAGAGACAUAUAUAUGUCUCUGUUAAAAUAUAUCGUUUAAUAAACUUUCACACAUUUUA
Pecten maximus is the source of this 1440-nucleotide messenger RNA. RefSeq names its product carbohydrate sulfotransferase 11-like. Gene Ontology annotation, cellular component: membrane. NCBI's taxonomy places the organism in Eukaryota, Metazoa, Mollusca, Bivalvia, Pectinida, Pectinidae. The transcript has 5 exons. Gene Ontology annotation, biological process: carbohydrate biosynthetic process. Bases 299 to 1348 code for a protein of 349 amino acids. Gene Ontology annotation, molecular function: sulfotransferase activity. The record is from RefSeq and is a predicted model, not a curated record.